Molecule: messenger RNA, 1103 nt
Organism: Patella vulgata (common limpet)
Lineage: Eukaryota; Metazoa; Mollusca; Gastropoda; Patellidae
Product: enolase-phosphatase E1
Exons: 6
Coding region: 132-1067 (311 amino acids)
Molecular function (GO): magnesium ion binding; acireductone synthase activity
Source: RefSeq, a predicted model, not a curated record
GUAAAGACGCCACCUAGCGGCAAUAGUCGAACCGCGCACCUGACUUUGGUUUGAGAUCAGUUCUGCCCGGCUUCUUUGUUCAGUAAGGAUAUCACUGAGUGUGCAUUCGCUUUAUAACGGCUAAAUUAGAAAUGGCACCGCAAAAAAGAUCCGCAGAAGAGGCAGAAUCACUUAUAAGUGGAGUAAAGGCUUUAUUGGUUGAUAUUGAAGGAACAACAACACCAGUUUCUUUUGUCAAGGAUAAACUUUUUCCCUAUAUCACAGACAAUGUAGAAAAAUAUUUGACGAGUCAUUUUGAUGAUGCAGAAACACAAAAAGAUAUUGCAGCCCUUCGUGAGCUGGCUCUGAAAGAUAAAGAAGCAUCAACAGAAGGCGUUGUAGAAAUACCAGCCGCAGAUAGUAGUAAAGAAGAUGUAAUUAAAGCUCUUGUUGAAAAUGUUAAAUGGCAAAUGAGCAAGGAUAGAAAAUCCACAGAAUUAAAACAGUUACAAGGCCAUAUGUGGCAAGAAGCAUACAAAUCUGGAGGAGUGAAAGGAGAGUUAUUUGAAGAUGUAGCUGAUGUAUUAAGACAGUUACAAGAAGAGGGUAUACUAAUAUAUGUGUUUUCAUCUGGUUCUAUAGAAAGCCAAAAAUUAUUAUUUGCCAACAGUAAUGAAGGCGAUAUGACUGAUGUGUUUAAAGGUUAUUAUGAUACAACAACCGGUUCUAAAACAGAUAGUGCCAGUUAUAAAAAAAUUACAGGAGAAAUCGGUGUAUUGGCUGACGAAAUUCUCUUUCUUACUGACAAACCUGAAGAGGCUGCAGCAGCUGUUGGAGCAGGUAUAAGAAGUACUUUAGUCAUACGACCAGGUAAUGAUGAUCUCACAGAUGAUCAUUUACAAAACUUCUCCUGCAUCGAAAACUUCAGUGAACUAUUUGGUGAUGAUGAUGAUGAAGAAGAUAUGAAAAGAUUAGCUACAGGUGAUAAUGGGGAGGCAGAGUUAGAUGACGACGAUGAUGAUGAUGACGAUGUUGUUGAUGAAGAUGAUGAUGAUGGUGAAGACAGUGAAGGAGCAGAAGGUGUUUAAACUCAUAUCAUUGUUUCAUCAUUCACUUGCAGCAGU